Molecule: messenger RNA, 180 nt
Organism: Paramecium tetraurelia
Lineage: Eukaryota; Ciliophora; Oligohymenophorea; Peniculida; Parameciidae
Exons: 1
Source: RefSeq, a predicted model, not a curated record
AUGUUCGAAUAACUAAUGAUAAUUUUUGAAUAAAACAAAAUCACAAAGAUAUUAAUUUCAAAAUCAAAGUUUACCUUAGAAAAGGACAACAAUUAGAUUGAUAGGUCAAUUCCAAAAUGUUUACUCAAUUAUUAAGGAAAUAAAGCUGUAUCUAGAAGAUAUAAUAUUGUAUUGAAGUGA